CCCAGUCGGACGGAACUCGCUCGGAGGCUGCUUCCGGAAGUGGUCGCGCGCGUUGCUCCGUUGGAUUAGAUUAGUUCUGUGUGGCGGGUUUGUGUGUCUUUGCUACCGGGAGUCUACUUGUAGGCGCAACCAGAGUCAGUUCGCUUGGUGGGAAAGCGUCAGCAAACCGGAAGUGAGAGCAUUUCAUCACAACAUCAAAGUUUUGGGAACCUCCAUCAGCGUGUAGCCCAGUUGAGUGGACCUCAUUAUGGUCACAGGUGAUUAAAAUCGGAGGAAAAAAGAUUGUGGUGUGAAGAAUUUUAAUAACCAGAGGGGUGGAAAAUAAGUGAGGUUGGGGUAGUUCCUAAAGGAGAAGAGUUAAUAUUGUGUGAUUCGUGAAUUGUCUGCGCUCGAGGAGUGAAUUUAUUAGUGGCCCCCUUCAGGGUUGUUUAUUGGUCAUAAUUUGAAAGCUGGCAAAAUAAGGGACGAUCUGAUGGGAAAGAUUUACGACUAUUGAUUCGGAAGACGUUCCGGAUUACGGGGCCGUUAACGAACCGGUGCCGGCUGGUACGGAAGGCAGAGUUCCAAAUUGUGUGUCAAAAUGUGAAGAAAAAAUCGUGAAACCCGUGCGUGCGUGGGCGUGAUGUGAGAUUAUUUUCAUCAUCAUCAUCAUCAUCAUCCCUGGAGGAAGAAGAAGUUUUGAAGGGUUUCUCAGGCUUUGAGUAGGGUGUGUGUUGAAAGUGAGGUUAGCUUUCGAGAUUGAAGUGAUUCCACGCGUGGGAAGUGAUGCCAGCAAAUCACUAGAGAGUGUUCCUUUGUAGUUGGGAAAUAAAACGAAGAAAAACCUCGAUUCCAAAAUGAAAAUGAAGGCCAACGACUUUAAGAACAUGCCGGAGGAGGAAAUGGCCAUGAUGAUCCAGGGCCUGCUCGGUCUCGGUUACGUUGGGGACCACCCGGUCAACGGGUCCGCGCCCCAGCCCGACUACAGCAGUCCCAUUCUGAAGCCGGUCGUGGCCCGGAUCUAUCCGCUCUUCAUCAUCCUGUACGCCCUGCCGGCGGCCCUCGGAAUCGCCACCAACGUGCUCGUCAUGAUGUACAUCAGCAAGUAUAAGCUGAACCGGGACGCGACGCAGGCGUUCCUCGUGAAUCUGGCCGUUUGCCACACGGUCCAGUGCACGUUCGUGCUUCCGAUCACGCUCAUGGUGAUGCUGCUCCAGAACUGGAUCUUUGGCCAGUUUCUGUGCUUCUUUCUGCCGCUGCUGCAGGAUAUCCCGCUGCACGUCGCCAUGAUUUCCCAUCUGCUGAUUGCGUGGGACCGGAAGCGCUGGCUGACGGAUCCGCUCAAGGCGAGGCUGCCCGCCUUCGUGUGCAGCUGCGCUUCCUGGCUGGCCGGCAUGGUCAUUGCGCUUCCCUAUCCGAUCUACACCACCUACCUGGACCUGGGGAAAUAUUUGCACAACUUUGAAGGCGUCGGAAUCUGUGCCGUCAACCUGGUGGAUGACAUGCAGGAGUACAUGCGAGGAUUGUUCGUCAUAAUGUACUGCGGCCCGAUGGCCCUGCUGGGAUAUCUGUACAUCCGGACGUCACGCGAGCUGCGCCCUCCCGACGGGCCCCUGUCGAUCAUGAUGUUCGAGGCCAGGGCCGAAGCCAGGAGCAAACAGAUUCGUGCCAGCCGCACCGGAAGCGCCGCCGGCAGUGCCGGGGCAGCGGCCAGCAUCGGGGCGAACCUGAGUGCCAGCUCGCGGACGUACGACCUGUACGACGCCGAGGUGGACGUCAACCGGGAGAAGCGCACCCAGCGCCACCUGGGGGCGAUGGCGUCGGCCCAGGUCCUUUGCGUGUGCCCGCUGAUGAUUUUAAGGCUGGCCCGGAUGACCCUGGUCGAAACGUACGAAAAUCAGGCCCAUUUCGAUAUCACCUAUCUGAUGUUUGUGUGGAUUGCCUUCCUGCCGACGGUGAUUGUGCCCUGGAUCUACGCCAGCUGGAUGCUCUCGAGACCCGCCAAGGAGCGCCUUCGAGGCUACCUGCGCCUCUCGUCCCGCCGCAACACCAAAUCUGAACAGUCCGUCGACGACGGCGGUGGCAACUCGUCACCCCCCGGCGUCAAAACUCCCCUCUCGAUCCAAACCAACUCCUCGGUCGGAAAUCACCACUCUCACCAGCACCAGCAGCAGCCGCUGUCGAAACCCCUUCCCCAGGAAUCUUCCCUCGUCCAGAAGCCUUCGGUGAAGAAGCAACUGCCGUCGAUCGACCGGUCUAAAUCGCCGGCCGGCGGCAGCACCCGAACGCAGCAGUCCACGCUGGAGAGCACACUCGCCGAGAGUUCCAUCUCGAACGCCACGACUGCGACGGCCAAGAGUGCGGUCCAGAGUGCGCCGAACGGACGGCCGCGGCGACAGUUGCCUCCGCCGUUGCGGAUCGACAACAGCAACUUUCACAAGACUCCGUCGGUGAAGAGUCGGGGAUCGGGUGGGGUGCAGCGUUCUUCGCUGAGGUCUACGGCGGGGAGGGUUGGUAGAACGGUGGGCGAGAAUUUGGUGGACGAGGAGGACGAUUACGCCGGUUCGAACAUAACUUCCAGCACGUACUGUAACAUUAACGAACGGGAGGUCGUUGCACCGCCCGAGUUGUACGAAACGAUGCCGCUUCCCCGACAGAACGUCCUGCACAAGUCGGCUUCACCGUACUACCAGAGUGACCCGAACGGGAGGGAGGCGCACGACAUGGACUCCGACUCGGACAUUUAUCAGCGCCAGCGACCGACGCGGUACGGCUCGCUCUCCAAGCAAGACUCGGGCAUCGUGCCGCACAAGCCGGCAGGCACUCCGUCGAUCAUCUCGAUCUCCGAGAGUGAGUACUCGUCCCGCAAGGGCUCGCUCAGUACGCUGUCCCGCGACCUGGAGAUCAUCGACCGGCUCGAGCGCGAACGCAGCAUGAACAUCCAGGAGAUGCUCCAGCGGGAGAAGAACUACGAGUACUACCUGGCCCGCCAGAACUCCAAGCUCAAGUUUUCCACCAACUUUGACGACUACUUCGACGAAGAACCCGCGCAGCAGCUGCAGAAACUUCCCCUGGUCAAACAGUCCUCCAACUCGAGCCACGUCCCCUCGCAACGGUCCGUCUCGCCGCACGUCCCACGGAACGCCUCCAACCGGCGCAGCAGCAACCUCAGCUACGCGUCCACCAAGCGGGACAGCGGUUACGAGCAGUCGCUGCUGGAAACACCCCCGGUAGCGGCCCCUCCGGUUCUGACGCCCGGAUCGCACAGCGCCUCGGUGGCGGCGGCAGCUUCGUCGUACCGCUCGAACGGACCCCGGCGGUCGCUGGAGUUGGAGAAGCAGCGCAUUGGGCGCACGUACAGUGGUCAUUCGACGCGGAGUUCGACUCGGUCACGGGAUCGGGUUAGCUUUCACGACGAUGUUUAGGGGUGGAGUGCCAAAUUUGUACCGUGAAGAGGUUGGUGAGGGGAGAAGGUGAAGCAAGAAACCUGUGAUUUAAUUAGGGUGUAGGCCGGAGAGGGUAGUUUGGCUAUGGUCGAUUAGAAUUUUAUAUUGCAAGAUAAGGUGACGGAAUAAGUACAACAAUGACAUUGCAGACGUUUCCGGCAGGUUUGUGUUAAAAGUUAAGCUGGAUCAUAACUACUAAAUAUUUAUAAAAGUUGUCAUAAAUACACAUAAAGCGAUUAAUUGUCGACCAAAAUAUAAAAUUCGGAAGAUGACAGUUGAAAACUGUUGAAAUAUCAAAAAGAAAAUUGGAAUGAUUUCUUUUUAAGUCAUACAAUUCAAUACAAAUUAAAAGUUGUUCCUUAUCAUUACCGAUUGUUUAGUUGAAGUUGAAAAACGAACAAAAGAUUCACCUGAAAUUUUUAGGAACCAUUAUAAGAGAACAAUUCAGUAGUAGCUUUUCGAAAGGGCGAAAGCUUGGCUGUAAACAAACAGUUAUUCCCACUUGCUCUAGUGACAGUUCAAGUUUCGCUUGUGUGGGUAAGUGUGGUGACUGCAAUUAUUAGAAUGCAGCCGUGGGCCAAGAGAUUGAAAGUUUGGUGGAUUUUAAACGGACGAGCUGCACUGAAAAUACUCCACACGUUUUAUUCAAGUGCCAAACUCUUGAAUUAUUGAAUGAAGCCACAUCACAGAUUUAAUUGGUUUUGUGUUUCAACAUCAAUCCAAACCACUAUCAAAUGCAAGUGUUUGGGCGAUUGACUUUUUGGUAUUUUCUGAAACAUUAUUUUCAUUCGGGGGGUUCAAGCUUUUCAAGUGUUUUGCUCAUGAAUUUUCACCACUGUCUUGAACUAUUUGAAGUUAUGAGUAAAACACUUGAAAUUGAUCUUAAUAUCUGCCCAAAACAGGCACUAUUCAAAGUCAACAUGAUUUUCCACUUGAAUUUAAUGUGUUUAACUGAUUGAUUUUAGCGCGACUUUUAUCGAUGGCUAGAAGCGGGGCUAGAACGAGUGUGUGUGUGUGUGUGUGCAACCAACCAAACGGG
Culex quinquefasciatus (southern house mosquito) is the source of this 4464-nucleotide messenger RNA. Its product is annotated as G-protein coupled receptor moody. Gene Ontology annotation, molecular function: neuropeptide receptor activity. The transcript is spliced from 9 exons. Gene Ontology annotation, biological process: neuropeptide signaling pathway. Bases 837 to 3404 code for a protein of 855 amino acids. Gene Ontology annotation, cellular component: membrane. Lineage: Eukaryota; Metazoa; Arthropoda; Insecta; Diptera; Culicidae. The record is from RefSeq and is a predicted model, not a curated record.